Messenger RNA from Trichomonas vaginalis G3, 743 nucleotides. RefSeq lists its product as uncharacterized. The transcript has a single exon. The annotation marks the transcript as partial. Lineage: Eukaryota; Parabasalia; Trichomonadida; Trichomonadidae. The record is from RefSeq and is a predicted model, not a curated record.
AUGGAUAGAAAAUCUGCUAGAAUAAAAGCAGAGUUGCAAAGAUAUGGUUGGAGAGUUUCGAAGAAGUUUAAAUAUAAGAAAGGAAGACCCAUAAAAGUCUAUGACAAACUGGCUGGUCUUCGCUACGAAAUGGAUUUGGAAACAGCACGUGCAAAUUAUCCAAACAGACUAGAGAGGUUAGAAGAAGAACGUCUUAUGGACAUGCCUUUCGAUGUUAGUGAACCUCAAGUUGAAGGACACGACGGCUUUGCCAGAUUCUACUGGAAACAUGACGAACAAUUGCAUCCUUUGAGAAGGAAAAAAGGAAAAGGUGAAGACAAACAUGCUCCCAUGGAAAGAACAAGAUAUGCAUAUGAAAAGUACCGUGAAGUUAGAAGUCAAAUUACAUCUGGUCGAACCUUUACAGUAAACUUUGACGAAGGAAAGAACAAAGAAGGCUUCAUGGGUGUACUUGCUGCCAUACAAGAUGGAAAUAAGAAAGGAUACAAUCUCAGAUUGACCAUAACAGAUUUGGAUGGUCACAUUUACUAUGCACAUGGCAAUGUCACAACAGCUGCAAUGCUUCUUGACGCUUUCAAGACUACAAAGAGAGAACAAAUGGUUGACUCCGACUCAGACAUUUUGAAUGCAAUUGAAGGAAUUGCAAGUGUCAAGUUCGAAUGGUACCAACCUAACCCUCAAGCAGUCAGACAACAUGCUGGAUACUUCCCCUUCAUAAAUAAGUCUGACAUUGACUUGACAAG